Molecule: messenger RNA, 842 nt
Organism: Solanum dulcamara
Lineage: Eukaryota; Viridiplantae; Streptophyta; Magnoliopsida; Solanales; Solanaceae
Exons: 1
Coding region: 59-628 (189 amino acids)
Source: RefSeq, a predicted model, not a curated record
GAAAAACAUAACAUACAAAUAAAGUCUAUAAAUUUUUAUUUAUAAGAUAUAUUGAGAUAUGGAUCAAAAUUUGGCAAUCGUAGCAAAAAAGUUUUGGAAAAUAGUUCGAGUAGGUAUGUGCAUGCUAAGAAAAGGCAUAUCAAAGAAGAAAAUAAUGCUCGAUAUCAAAUUAAUGAUGAAGCGUAGGAAGAUUGGUAGUUACAAAGCGGCCGUCCAAAAUCUCAUGUUUCACUUCCACCACCACCAAACUCGUAACCGUCAGUCGUACCACGUGGAGAGUAGUAAUUUACCAUUUUGUCCUCCACAUAAGGAUGAGUAUUAUGAGUUUAGCUGUAGUAGCAGCCCAAAUUUGGACAACAAAAAACAAUACACUAGUACUGAAGAGGAUGUUGUCGUCAUGAAUGCGGCCGUAAUGAAAGCAUUGGAGAUGAUUAAGGGUGAAACAACGUCACCUGAUAAUUAUUUUCGUGGGUUCGGGAGGCAGCUGAGGGUUACUGAUUCGCCUUUUCCAGUAAGAGAUGAGGUGGAGGAAGAAUCGGAUAAUUAUCAUGUAGAUGAGGCAGCUGAUGAGUUCAUUUCAAAGUUUUACAGAAAUUUGAGAAGACAAUCUUCCCUUUCUGCUUCAUAAUGUUGCAACAAUAUAUGUAUGUUUUCUUGAUUUGCAAAAGCAAUCCUAUUAGAUUUUUUGCUUUUGUGUGGGGUAUGGUACGUAGCUAAUACUAUAAACAAGAAAUAUUAUGAAGAUCAUUGGGAGCUGAGAAUAUUAGUAUUGUAUUUGCUCAACGUUCACUAAUAAAACUAAAUCAGAAUUUAGUGAUUGAUAAAUUUUAUAGCAGUAAAAA